UUCAUUUGGUUCUCCAAAUCACUCGAUCGAAACGAAGAUGGCGGAAGCAAAGUUCUCGCAAACUAGUCGCAAUAUACGAAGAUCUACGGAAAGUAAAUUCAAAAAGUUUGAAUCAAUCCGAGGAAAAAAGGUAGAUAUCGCCUUCUGGGAUAUAGUUGUGAUUACCGCUCUGGAUGAAAGCCAGAAAAACGCUUACGAAAUUCAACUGCAGUCCAAACUUGCCCGCGGGGAGCUUCCACUUGGAGUGAAAUAUCAUGUGUUCUAUGAUCCGCCUGGACCAAAGAUAGGUAACGGAGGCUCUUUCCUGGUCACUGUUGGUGACCUGUUAAAGAUUUAUGACAAGGAGGAGUUAGUGAACUCGAAAAUAAUCAUGUUUCCCGCUGGAGGCUACAGCCAAAGACUGCCCAACGCCAGCGUCCUGGGAAAAGCUUUCACCGCUCUUCCAUUUGGUGAUCCUCCCUUUCAAAUGGUAGAGCUCCAGCUGGCUUUGUUCAUUGAAUUUCCUGAACAGAUGAAUCCUGGUAUCUUUGUGGUGGCUUCAGAUAUCCUGGUGCUGUUCAACAGUGACGGAGAUUUGUCUUUCACAAAGCCAGGCUUCACAGCAUUGGCUCAUCCUUCUCCAAUUGUUAUUGGUACAACCCAUGGUGUCUUUGCACUCAGUGAUGGUCAAGCAUCUGAGAGUAGAUGCUCCAUUGCUCAAACAACAUGUAAGAAGUUCCUUCACAAACCAUCAGAAGAAACAAUGAGAAAACAUGAGAUUACUUUUCUUCAGAACGGUGAAGAACAUGUUUACACUGAUAGUGUAUUUUUCGUGGACUGGAAGACAGCCAAGAGUCUAUAUGAUUUUUCAGAUGAAAUCAAGCCAAUUGACUGUGAAAUUGAUGCCUAUGGUGACUUCCUUCAAGCUCUUGGAUCCGAGGCAUCUGCCGAUUACACUAAGAAUGUUGCCAAUGUCACAAAGGAAACUUCUUCAUUGGUAGAAAAAAGGAAGAAGAUAUUCAAUUUCUUGAAAGGAACACAGCUGAAUGUACUGUUGCUUAAUGAAUCCAGAUUCUAUCAUCUAGGCACUACUGCAGAAUAUAUUCAUUAUUUCUGUGAAAAUGAUGUUUUUCGGUUUGAAAGCCACUUUCUCUCAGAAGUCAUGGUAACAAGGAGUGGACUCAGUGAGGAGAAAAUCACCACUGAGCAAAGAUGUCUUAUACACUGUCACCAAACAAUGCCAUCCAAAGUGGGACAGCAAACAGUACUGGAGUACUGCGAUAUCCAAGAAGAGUCCUCUGUUGGCAACAACUGCAUUAUCAGCAAUGUAGUGAUUCCUGCUGGGGCAUGUAUUCCUGACAAUGCUUUCAUGACAACAGUCUGUGUUGAAGUUGGUGAUGUUGCAGGGUUGUAUGUAACCAUUGUGUUUGGUGUCAAAGACAAUGUAAAAAAGAUGACAAGAUCAGAAGACCUUGGGAAGCUGCAGUAUUUUGGUUGGCCUCUUGAUAAAGCAUUAUCAUUGUUAGACAUGAAGCAGGAUUCAGAUCUUGAGAUUGUGAGCUUGUGGCAAGUAAAGCUAUUUCCAGUGUUUGAAAGCUGUAGAGAAUCUACCUGUUAUGCAUUAAAUAUGUUGAAUGCUUUGAAGAAUGGAUCAAAAAUUAAGGAAGGAAACAGUGGAGCUGUGCAGAGAUACCUCUCGAUGAAGGAUGUUUUGGAUUUCAAGGAUAUCGAAGGAACAUUAAAGAUAAGGGAAAAUUUAAGGAAGAAGAUUUUAGGGACAUAAUACAAUAGACUGCCAAAUU
This is a messenger RNA of Orbicella faveolata, 1781 nucleotides long. Its product is annotated as fucose-1-phosphate guanylyltransferase-like. NCBI's taxonomy places the organism in Eukaryota, Metazoa, Cnidaria, Anthozoa, Scleractinia, Merulinidae. Gene Ontology annotation, molecular function: transferase activity, transferring phosphorus-containing groups. The record is from RefSeq and is a predicted model, not a curated record.